CAUUGCGGGUGUUUCAAACAAGGUUUUACAGUACUUGAUCCAUAUUGACAUUCUACGUGGGCACGUCUAAAUCAUGUGCGAGCCAUUCUUGGUAAAUGUGAACUUGAACCGAGGUCAAAACGCGCUGUGGCGGUGCUUUUUUUAAUUGCUCGCGAUUUGAUCGCGUUGUUUUGACAAGAGGCGCUGUGAAAAGUGAAAACUUUGACUAAGUGGGACGUUUUUUGUUAUAAGAAUGCAAGAAAGUAGGUGGACGUGGAAAUAAUGCCAUCAUCAAAUAAAGAGUACACUGACGUCACUUUUUACAUGGAUGGUGUUUACAACGACUGAAACUGAGGCUUCGAGCCCAAAAGCACCGAGCAAGUGCUAAGUACGUGUAACAAAAAGUCCGGAUUCCGCUUCGAUAGCCAUGGUCAGAAGGUCAUCGCAGAAAGUAGCUGUAUACGACCUUGCCGUAAGCUUCUCCCUUCUCGACACCUUCCUUCCUGCCCAAGAACUCACGGCCAUCGUCAGUCCAGCCAGCAGUAUCGCAGCUCUUAUCAGUCGUUCGGCGCGCUCUCAGCACACAUUUUCACAUAAAUGGUGGUUUUAGUGACGCAAAGUGAAACUCUUCAUUCGGUGGAUUAUUUUCACUAGAAACAGUCGUGUUCCUCUGCCAUGAAGGGCUGGUUCGAUGCCUUCCGCUACGAUGGAGGUCCCACUCUUUACAGUUUCAAUAACCGAACUGCCGUCACCGGCGACGUGACACUUAUCACAUUCCUCACCAUUUUCAGUACCCUUUAUGUGGCAUUUUUGAUCAUAUUUCCGGGUAUUAGAAAAGAGAGAUUUACCACAUUUUUUGCGGUCACUUUGAGCCUGUUUGUCGGAGCCACCAUUUUAGUGACUCUUUUCGGCUCAGCAUGGCAUGUAGCGACUGCAUCUAUCGUCAGCACUUAUCGGGCGUUUUCCACCGACAAGCUCUCCUCAAAUAUUGGGGUUUACGUAGGACUGAGACAUGUAAAUAUCACUCUUCAAGCAUCUGGUGGUCAUAACUGGACCAGUGAUAUCGACUUCAAUGAGCAGUUUUUGUGGAUCAAUUCGGACCAAAUGGGCGAUAGUUUUCGGGAAGCCAUGGUUCGAGGGCUCCCAUUUCCCAUUCUGACCGUCGCUGAGUACUUUACGAUGGGUCAGGAAGGGCUAUCAUGGGGUGGACAGUACCGGGCGGCUGGGUAUUACGCCAUUAUCAUGUUAUGGACAUCGUUUUCAGUAUGGAUUUUGAUGAAUCUGAUGCUAAUUGUGGUGCCGCGAUAUGGAGCUGUUCUUAUGACAACUUGUGGUUUUUUACUACUUGCCACGGCUUGUGGCUACUUUGGACUGUUACCAGAAACACCCUUGGUUGUGCAUAUUGAGGGUAGUACUCUCCACUUUAGCUUCGGGUGGUGCUAUUGGCUAGUCCUUAUUGCAGGAAGCAUUUGCUUGCUGUCUGGUGUCAUAAUAACCGUCCUGGAGAUCAUCUUCCCGCACAGUUUUUCGACGAUCCUGGAGGUGGAUUAUGACACUCCUUACGACCGUCACAUCAUCAUUGAAGACAGUCGAGGGAGGAGGUUCCAGAAGAAGAGGUCCAGCAAUAGCAAGUUGGAGGAACCGGUGGGAAUCGGCACGAAAAUUCUCCGUCGGUUAUCUUCGAAAACGCGUGAAGAGAAACCGCACGAUUUGCUACCCAACAGCCAUAUCCAAAAUUUCGAGUUGGGGGCAAAAUCGAACUGGUCGUAUCCUCACAGUCAAGACAAUAUCCACAGAAGCAUAUCGCAAGAAUCUAUCACGUCUCCGAGAAAUCUCCCCACGAUUCAUAGAGUCAUCCCUAGGCCCGACAAAAUGCAAGAGGUUUCCAUGUGGUGACGUUGUGUGACUUGACUUGAUUUUGAUUUGAGUGCAAUUUUUAAAUUUUAAGUGAUUUUUCUUGUGAUAUAUGUAAGGAAGUUGUGUGUAAGUUGCCAUAUUUAUACGACGUUUACAAAUUGAAGUGACCGAGGAAUUUGUAAAGAAUUUUAUCGAGCGGAUAUUAUUUAUAAUAAACGUAUUUUGUGCA
Messenger RNA from Tribolium castaneum (red flour beetle), 2065 nucleotides. RefSeq names its product dual oxidase maturation factor 1. Gene Ontology annotation, cellular component: endoplasmic reticulum membrane. The record is from RefSeq and is a predicted model, not a curated record. The transcript has 9 exons. The coding region runs from base 655 to 1875 and encodes 406 amino acids. Gene Ontology annotation, biological process: protein transport. NCBI's taxonomy places the organism in Eukaryota, Metazoa, Arthropoda, Insecta, Coleoptera, Tenebrionidae.